AGCAUAAACCCUAGGUGACCCUCCAUCUCUAGUCGAUUGGCACGUGGCAUCAGCAGCUCCCCUCUCUGGAUUUAUUUGUCCAACCCCCUUUCCACCACGCUAUACCCCUUCUCUCUGCAAAUUCUUCGUUACCAUUUUCCUCAUCCAAAUCUACUCAACAGAAAACAGAGGAUGCUACAACAGCCAUCAAUAGUCAGAAGCACAGAGAGCUCUCUGCUCACUUCCGCCACAGACGACGAAAUUCAUGUCGCUCAAAUUCUUCUGCAUAUGACCACCAUGAUCUGGGCCGGGUCGGGUCUCAAAUGGGGCAGCAAAAGGAGAAGAUCUAGAUCGGAUGAGCCAUAUCGGAAAACCGACGUCCGAGAAGAGAGGGCCAAGGCGGAGGCCAGCCCCGUCACUCCGCUCGCUUUCCUGCCCAGUGAAUCUGAUGACAACAAGUCCAACAAAACUUGCAAAAAAAGGGUCGCCUAUUUAUCUUAUCAAUGCACCUUUGUUUUGUUAUUUUCAUCAUAUUUGUAUCUAGAUUAUCAAUGCCUAUUUGUAUCUUAUGUUACUAUAAACUUUGUGCAGUCAAUGGAGGCGUAUGUUGACAUGAUUGAGGAAUUAAGUCAGCAGAGAGAUUUGCUUAGAGGGGAGAUUGAAAGCGUGACCAACUAUUACAACAAGUUGAUUAACCACAAUUCCCAACUCAAGGCAAUGAAGCAAGAGGCAUUAAAUUCUUGGCCAAGAAAAGAGGAGCCCAAAUUGGAAAGUAGGAAUCUUGCAAUGGAAAUAACCUCAAAAAAUGAAGAAAUGAGUUCCAGUGAAUGUGAACCGCUCGUUGAGGAUCAGAUGGCGGAGAUUUUUCGGCGCUCAUAUUUUGGGCCGAUUUCAGCCCAAUCGUAUAAUGGGCUUAAAUCAACCAAUCAUAUGGACCCCACUGGGAUCCCAGAUCUGAAUGUUUCUGCUGAAGAGAUAUCUCCGCCGUUGGAUUUGAAUGGUGAUAGACGGGCGAGAUUUGCUGAAGCGAGGAGGAGGAGAAUGGAUAUAAUUAGGGUUAAGUCUAUGCGGGCUGCUGCUUCUGUUUUUAAAUUCCCAAGAAACAGAUAAUAUUUGUUGAUGCAGGAUUUUAAUUUUGAAAAAUAGUUUUGCUUUUUGUUGAGAUUGAAGUACAACGGAAGUGUAAAUUUUUGUAGAAUUUUACAUGAUUUAUUAUAAUUUUAAUCAAGUUUAUGGA
Messenger RNA from Salvia miltiorrhiza (redroot sage), 1216 nucleotides. RefSeq lists its product as uncharacterized. The transcript has 3 exons. Bases 172 to 1089 code for a protein of 305 amino acids. The record is from RefSeq and is a predicted model, not a curated record. Lineage: Eukaryota; Viridiplantae; Streptophyta; Magnoliopsida; Lamiales; Lamiaceae.